GUUAACUAAAUUAUGCUAUUGAGAACAAAAAAAGAAUUAAAUUGGUAUUUUAUUUAGAUCAAGGAUGUGACAUGAAUGAGAACAUUGAAUACUCUUAUAAGUUACUGGAAUAAUAACAUUAGAAUGUCUUUAUACAAUUGCAUAUACAGAGACAAUGAGCCUAACCAAUCAUAUUAAUGCGCGUGAAAUCAUUUUUAUGUUACAAGAUCAAGGACUAAUGCUUUUGCAUAAACUGUAUGUAGAUAAAGAUAUUUUGUGUAAAAAUUGGUGGGUUAUUAUCGGUGUAACAAUGAGACAUCAUUUGAUAGACUAUGACUUCUUUGACUGUGUAACGGUGUUAUUGGUAUAUAUAAGCGCGAAAAAUAUUUUUUUUAUCCUUCUUCUUAAUCAUGACCAUUAAUUGUCCUUCACGGUACAAACAAUAUAAAAUAGAACAAAGUGAAACUGGAGUUGGCAAGUUUUUCAAGGAACAUAAUGCUAUUGAUUGGUGUUUGUAUAACUAUUCAAAUUUCCACAGAAGUGUUCACCAAAAUAUUGCAAGUAAAUUGAAGCGGAAGUUUCAUGACGAUCCUGAAAAGAUCAAAAAGUUACAACAUGUACCUAUUGAAAUCAAAAAAUUUAUUGGAGAAUUAGAAAAUGACAAAAACAUGAAAAAUAUCAAGAAGCAGAAGAAAGAAGAAGGCAGUACUGUGAACAACUUCCACAACUCAACCAUUGGUGUAGCUGGAGAGAAUAAUGGAAGUGUUGUUUUAAAUAAUAUUGCCAGAAAAAGAAAGGCUGAAGAAGAAGUAGAAGAAGAAGAAGAAGAAGAAAAAGAAGACAAAGUGAAUAGUAAUGGUGAUGAUAAUGUAUUGGUGAUUGAUACCAGCGAAGACUCUAUCAAUCCAGCAUUGAGACCUUUAUAUGAACAUGUUUAUAAAGUAUUCCAAGGGAAAGACGUCGAUAUAAGUGAUAUCAAGCGUAUAUACCACGGAGACACCAUACAGGACAAAAUGUAUAAAUUUUGUUAUGACAGUUUCCCUGAAUAUACAAGUAUGACAAAGAAAUACCAAAUGAAAGUAUCCAAAAAAGCUUUCGGUCAUAAAUCAUUGAAGAUUGACGAAGUGGAUGUUAAACAAUACAUUAUCAAAUUAAAACAAGUAUAUUUGGAAGAUGGAAUUGAUGGCUUGAGAUCUGAAAUUGUCAAGCAAAAGUAUGAAAUAAUGUCAGAAAAAAGUUUCAAGGAUUGUAUUGUGAAUAUGAAGUAUUUGAUUUUGGAAAUGAUGGAAAUCAUAUUGAAUGAAGUGGAGUUCGGUGUCUGCAAAAGUAAUACCAACGAGAUUAACUACCUUGUAUACUGGAAGAGUAUUUUUUCUGUUGCUUUUCGUGGAGCAAAUGUAAUACUGAGAAUUGGAGAAACUAACAGUACUGGAACAAAGUUUGACAGAAUGUUAAAUGAAAUGGAGUUCGGAGAAACAUCUGCGUACGUUUCUGGCCGCAAAGUAGACAUGAUUGUAGAAACGAAAACGGUCAAUAUUAAGAACGUUACAAUCACCGUUGAACUAUCAAAUGCGGAGUUCAAGAAGAUGGAUGUUGAAGAUGACUUCAUCACUAUUCAACAGAAUAAAAAUAUACGUACAAGCAAAAGUAUAUUGUCAAAUAUAUUUCCUUUAGAAGGACACAACACUGUUAUUGGCAUGAAUUUUGUGGGACUUUCCGGAUACUUUUUCAAUGCCAAUUUCAUUGAUGCUGCUGUGUUUGUAAACAAAGUUGCGGAUGUAUACCUUCCUGGGAACGAUGUAGAUCUUAUGGACUUUAUGGAUGACUGCGAAACCAUAUUGAGCAUUAUAUUCGCAUACAAGAAAUACAUGGUAAACCAAGCUGAAGAAGUUAAUAGAAAGUAUCAAGCUUUAAGAAGAAGAAGAUUGGUGGCCAGUAUAGAAGAAAAAAGUGAAAACUUCCCCCCCACCUUCUACUCUCCCAAACGUUAA
Molecule: messenger RNA, 1970 nt
Organism: Cokeromyces recurvatus
Lineage: Eukaryota; Fungi; Mucoromycota; Mucoromycetes; Mucorales; Mucoraceae
Exons: 2
Coding region: 390-1970 (526 amino acids)
Source: RefSeq, a predicted model, not a curated record